AUGACCAGCUUCCUUUCGAACCUUGUACAGUACCAGGGGCUCUUUCAAAUGAUCACUGUCCUGGGGAUCGGUGGAACAUUCCAAAUUGGCUUUCAAAUUUCUACUAUCACCUACAUGUCUCAGCAUGUUAAGGCUUUCAUCAAUGAAACUUGGCUGGAGCGAUAUGGUUACCCCAUCCAUCAGGAUAACCUCUUGUUCCUGUGGUCUAUCACUGUGUCCAUCUUUGGUAUAGGAGGUCUCUUGGGUUCCUCAGGAAGUAGAUACCUGACUGUCAAGUAUGGCAAAAAGAAAUGUCUUCUGUGCAACAAUCUGCUCAUGAUAGUGGCAGCAUCUAUCAUGGGCUGCAGUAAAAUAGCCCGGUCCUUUGAGAUGAUUCUAAUUGGACGCUUCAUGUGUGGAGUAAGUGCAGGUCUUUGUGUUCCUCUACAUCAUCAAUAUGUUGGGGAAAUUUCCCCUAAGAAGCUACGUGGAUUUGCAAACUCUACUUCCUCUUUCUUUUGGUCACUGGGAAAAGCUGUAGGGCAAAUUUCAGGACAAAGGGAGCUGCUGGGCAGCCAGUCCCUGUGGCCCAUGCUGAUGGCCUCCUGUGGACUUCCAGCGCUGGUCCAGCUGGUCACUCUGCCCUUCUUCCCUGAGUCCCCACCGUAUCUCCUCAUGCAUAAAGGAGACCAGGAAGGUUGCAGAAAAGCCAUAAGGCAGCUUUGGGGUGAAGGCCAUCACCAAGCAGAGAUUGAUGACAUCAUGAAAGAGAAGGCAACAAUGAAAAACACCAAGAUCUUGAGUGUCCUGGAGCUAAUGAAAGAACAAGCUUUCCGUUGGCAGCUGUACAUGAUAGUUAUUCUGACCGCCACAGUUCAGCUAUGUGGCAUCAAUGCAAUUUAUUUUUAUACUUUUGAAGUCCUCCAGGCAGCCGGCUUUGAUGAAAGAAUGAUCUCCUACAUGACCCUCUCUGUUGGACUCUCCGAACUCGUAGCUGCUGUAGUCUGUAGCUCCAUCAUUGAGCGACUGGGCAGGAAAGUGCUCCUAAGAGGAGGCUAUUGGAUCAUGGGUUCGCUGCUAGCUGCUAUCACUGUGACCCUCUCCCUACAGGACUGGUAUUUCUGGAUGCCAUACUGCAGCCUUUGUCUGAUUAUCUUGUUUGCAGUUGUCUUUGGAGUUGGGCCAG
Eurypyga helias (sunbittern) is the source of this 1165-nucleotide messenger RNA. RefSeq names its product solute carrier family 2, facilitated glucose transporter member 11-like. The annotation marks the transcript as partial. Gene Ontology annotation, molecular function: hexose transmembrane transporter activity. Gene Ontology annotation, cellular component: membrane. Gene Ontology annotation, biological process: monosaccharide transmembrane transport. The transcript is spliced from 10 exons. The record is from RefSeq and is a predicted model, not a curated record. NCBI's taxonomy places the organism in Eukaryota, Metazoa, Chordata, Aves, Eurypygiformes, Eurypygidae.